This is a messenger RNA of Megalobrama amblycephala (Wuchang bream), 1803 nucleotides long. It is a transcript of the gene hoatz, whose product is annotated as HOATZ cilia and flagella associated protein. The transcript has 6 exons. Gene Ontology annotation, biological process: cilium assembly. NCBI's taxonomy places the organism in Eukaryota, Metazoa, Chordata, Actinopteri, Cypriniformes, Xenocyprididae. The coding region runs from base 1103 to 1621 and encodes 172 amino acids. The record is from RefSeq and is a predicted model, not a curated record.
CAACAAUUUGUUUUUGCUGUGUUUUAUAUGUGAUCUUUGCAGUGACAUUCAUCUGAAAAUAAAGUGAAACAUAUCACACUUUGUUCUAAUUUGUCUAUUGAUUAGAUUAGAGUUAGCGGUAGGCUAUUGCUUUGUUUUUCUAUAAAUAUUUUUUUCAGUAACAUUUGAAUUUGUCAGCUGACAACUUUUGAGUUCAAAAAAAUCUUCCUCCGCAAAAAUAAUAAUAAUAAUAAUUUUAAAAUUACAGUUAAUUUUAAAUUUACAUUUAAGAAAUUGCAGUGAUGGGCAGAUAUUUACUGUAAAAAGUGUUUUUAUUUUGGUGCCUGCAUUUACACUUAACUGUAGGCCUAUAUGUCACAUUAAUUUAAUAUAUCUUUAUACUGCUUAAUUAUGAUUUGUACCUUAAAAUAUAAUAUAACCUUGGCUUGUCCUUGAUAAUAAAAGUACAGGUGGUACAGGCCGCAUGGGCUAGGCUAUAUACAUUUCAAAAUUGCUUUCUAUGAACUGUGGGUUAUAAACAUGUAGGCUAGACAGUGCACACUUACAUAAAGACAAAACACUAUCAAGAUAACAAACAUAGAUUACAAUAAUAAUAAGAAACAACUAGAAUGAAACGCCAUUUUACUGUUUUUCAUCUUAUAUUAUAAUUCAGUUCUUACAAAAACAUGUAGGCUACACAAUAACGAGUAGGCUAGCUAUUGUCUUGUUGGGUAUAAUACAGAUUUGCAAAAUUAUUCUUAUUAAUUUUCUUAUUAAUUAUUCUUAAAAUUAUUUUUUGCAAAAUCAUUGCAAACUAUUUGAUCAUUCAUACGUUUUACUCAAAACAAAUUGUGCAUCAAGUUCUAGCUACAUUCUACAAUUAGGCUAAGUAAUUACAUAAAAACAUUAUUGUCUGUUAAAUUGUCUCGCCUAACUUAAACUUACUGUUAAAAGAGAACGUUUUCUUUAAUAUUUUUUAUUUUUAUUUUAUUACUUUUAAAACUAUGAAUAUUUUGCAGCGUUGCCUGUCUUCUUUCCUUACUAUAAUUCCCGCACUUCCGUUUACUAGUGAGCGUUUAGUCACCACGGCAACCGUAACACAUCCUCACAUGGCUGGUUACCAAUGGCUAGAACAGAAAGCUCGCUAAUGACUGAAGAACUUGACGAAGAGGUUUUAGACAGUCUUGCAGAAAUCGAAAAACUGUAUACAGUGUUUGAUGGAGCGUCGCAAGAAGAUGUGUCAUAUGCGAAGGUUUUCUGGAACUCCCUUUCCUUACAGCCUCCAAUAGAGUCUCGUCUCGUUUCUGCUGACAUCAGGCAGCGGUUAAAAGUUGCGAAGACCCCGCACUCCACAGAUGCUGCCUCAAAGCAAGAGUCAUGGUCAAAGAGGGAUGAUGAAAUCCAGCAGGAUGUUUAUAUGAAGCAAAAGCAAGAGGAGAGACAGAAAUACAUGGAGAUGGCCAAGAAACGAGACCAGAUUAUUGCCCUUCUGAAAAAGCAGAGGAAUGAGCGAAUUAAGAAGGAGAUGAUUUCCUACCAACACAAACAAAGAAAAGGCAACCCAGUAGAAAAAAGAUUGGCUCCAAAGACACUUUCAUCACCAGCGGAUGAGGACCAGAAAGAAGUUCAGAAGCUCCAGUAAACAUAUUGAUGAAAUUAAACACCAUGGACACCAUAAUGUGUCUUUUUACCAUAGUAGACAAAAGAAAUGCACCUGGAGCAUAUGUGUAGGCUAUAUCAUAUAAGAUGUUUUGUUUUUAGGCUACUUGUAAACUGUUAUGUAAUUUGUUCAUAUCUAUACAAAUAAAAGCCCCUGGAGUGUUA